GCACGCUCCCAGCACAGUAUAGAACACUAACAGUAACGCCAACGCCAACAAACGUUUCCAACAUUCGCACCUAAAGACAUGUCUCAUCAAGAUUCAGAGCCAGAGGAAGCCAUUACCAAGGAAGAGAUCCGAAGUGAAGAGCCGACAAAGAAAUCGACCCGCAAUGCAUUCGCAGAACUCAUGGCUCCAAAGAGGAAAACACCACCGGAGACAAAUACAGCUCGGCCAUCGCGUAGUGGGAACCCUUUCAAAGACCGCAUGGGUUUGGGUGCAUAUCUUGAAGAUCCAGCCUCAUACCCAUCUUCACGCGUUAUCUAUCACAACGAGGACUUUGUCGCUAUAAACGACCGUUAUCCAAAGGCCACAAUACACACUCUUCUUCUCCCUCGGUCGUCAAAGUACAAUCUUCUCCAUCCAUUUGAUGCCCUAGAUGACCCAGAGGUCCUUGCCAAGGUGCGGACGGAGACCCAGGGCCUCAAGGUUCUGGUCGCAAAGGAACUCCAACGUCGUCUUGGCACGCACAGUGAGAGUGAUGCUCAUCGACAAGCCGUACUCGAUGGAGAUGCCGAGCCGGACCAGGGCGGUCAACUCCCGGAGGGCCGGGACUGGGCUGCAGAAGUCAAGGCCGGCGUGCAUGCGGUACCAAGCAUGAGACACCUUCACGUACACGUUUUCUCAAGAGAUAUGUUCUCUGAAGCCUUGAGACAUCGCAAGCACUACAAUUCGUUCAAUACGCCGUUUCUGGUUGAUCUGGACGACUUUCCGCUUGCAGCUGAUGAUGCGCGCAGGAACACGAAGGAGGAGGCAUAUUUGCGCUGGGAGAUGAAGUGCUGGAGAUGUGGGCUCAACUUUGGGAGCCAGUUCCAAAAGCUAAAACGACAUCUUGAAGAGGAGUAUGAGACAUGGAAGAAACUUUAGAUAAGAGAAGGUUGGGAUAAAAGGGCCUGCUUUACCCGUCUGUAAAUUAGCAUGAUAUUUGUACAACUCCUGAAGAGCACAAUCCCAGUAUAACAGUUCCAUGAA
Messenger RNA from Fusarium verticillioides 7600, 1023 nucleotides. Its product is annotated as aprataxin. Gene Ontology annotation, biological process: single strand break repair; double-strand break repair. Lineage: Eukaryota; Fungi; Ascomycota; Sordariomycetes; Hypocreales; Nectriaceae. Gene Ontology annotation, molecular function: single-strand break-containing DNA binding; DNA 5'-adenosine monophosphate hydrolase activity; double-stranded RNA binding. Gene Ontology annotation, cellular component: nucleus. The coding region runs from base 79 to 918 and encodes 279 amino acids. The transcript has 2 exons. The record is from RefSeq and is a predicted model, not a curated record.